CAUCAUACGUCAAAUAGCGGUUGAUUUGAUUCGCGUUUCAUUGGCUUUUACGUUAUCGAAAAUCGUAUAUUGAGCCUGAUAAAUGCCGUAUUUGAAUCAUUGCUGCUCGAAUUAUCAGUCAGAAAUGUCUUUGGUUAACUUAUCGCUAUGCCGCGUCGUUUAUGGGGCAUAAAACGGUUGCUAAGGAUGCCGUUGGCGGAGGCGGGGGAUCAAUAUUCAAUAUGGGUUGGCCUAAUAUACGUGUUCAACCUGAUCGUGGGCACGGGCGCGCUGACGCUGCCGGCGGCGUUCGCUCGGGCCGGCUGGGCCCUCAGCACCAUCUCGCUCGUGUUCCUGGCGUUCAUGAGCUUCAUGAACGCCACGUACGUCAUCGAGACUAUGGCGUGCGCCAACGCUGUGUACAAGUGGAAGUUGCUGCAGUCUAUUAAGAGGGACAGUGUGCAAGAGCACGAAGGCCACGAUUCCGACGAGCCGACAAACGAUAUGGAAGAGCCUCUCGUCUGUGCGUCCGUGCCUUCUCGCUACUACAGCUUGGACAGGCGCGUCGAGCUCGGCGAGAUGGCCAACCUGUUCCUCAGCCGUACCGGCAGGACCCUGUUCUACUGCACGCUCUGCGUCUAUCUGUUCGGCGACCUGUCUAUAUACUCGGCGGCUGUGGCGAAAUCGGUCAUGGAUGUUGUUUGUUCAUCCGUCCCCACGAAUCUGACGAACUCGUCCGACUGGGACGCGCUGCCGUGUUUCAACAGCACCAGCCCCGAGCCGUACACCCGGCUCGCUUGCUACAGAACCGCUCUGCUCUCCUUCACCGCCGCCAUUGGGCCGUUCGUCUUCUGCAACGUGCAGAAGACCAAGUAUCUGCAGCUGUUUACCACUGGCAUGAGGUGGUUAGCAUUCACCAUAAUGAUAUCGUUCGCGAUCCACCUGCUGGUGCACUCGGGCGCGCAGGGCCACCCGCCGGCUUUCGACGUCAGCGGCAUGCCGACGCUCUUCGGCGCCUGCGUCUACUCCUUCAUGUGCCACCACUCCCUACCCGGCCUCAUCUCUCCCAUCAGAGGCAAACGACGCCUGGGCUUACACAUAGCUCUAGACUACGCUCUUAUAAGCGCCUUCUAUCUACUCCUAGCAUUCACUGGAGCCUUCGCGUUUGCACAUCUAAACGACCUUUACACCUUAAACUUCAUACCUACAUAUGACGACAAUCUAUUCGUUAAAAUAAUUGAGUAUUUCUUAGCUUUAUUCCCAGUAUUCACAUUGUCUACCAGUUAUCCUAUAAUAGCUAUCACUUUAAGGAACAACUUGCAAAGUAUGUUUCUUGACAUGACUCGUUUGGAGUCCUACAAUUUUGUACUACGUAAAUUAUUAUUUCCUAUAGUGGCUGUCGCACCGCCUCUAGUAGUUACUUACUUCUUAGAAGAUAUAGGUGUACUUAUUGAGUUUACAGGGUCUUAUGCGGGUACUGGUAUACAGUAUUUGAUUCCCACGUUUUUAGUAUUGUCCGCGCGGCGGCAUUGCACUAAUGUAUUAGGUUUAGGUGUCGCGAAUCAGUACAAAAGCCCGUUUUCAAAUAAAGCUUGGGCAUUAUUUGUGUUGGUGUGGGCUGUCGUGUGCGUAAUAUUGGUGUCAGUUAACAUUUUCGAAAAGAAUUCAUGACUGUAGGCUUAUAGG
Molecule: messenger RNA, 1665 nt
Organism: Cydia amplana
Lineage: Eukaryota; Metazoa; Arthropoda; Insecta; Lepidoptera; Tortricidae
Product: transmembrane protein 104 homolog
Exons: 5
Coding region: 148-1650 (500 amino acids)
Source: RefSeq, a predicted model, not a curated record